UGCGUCUUACAAAGACAGGAAGUGACGUAAUGACAACAAUAACGCGCAGCGCUCUCUGAAAGAAAUGAAUGGGAUGGUCUCGAUAUUUCGUAUUCACAUUAUUCAAUAAGAAAGCGUUAUCUUUUACAUUUACUAAAGCAAGAUUGAUAUAUUGGAACAGCACUCACCUGAAGGACGCUGUUUUUUUGACUAGCGUAAGGAUGGCAGCCUCACUGCCUCAGAAGGCGGGGAUGCCUCCUCAGCUGCAGCAGCAGCAGCAGCCUCACCUCCCCCCCGGUGCUGCCCCGGCGGCCGGUCAGCAGUCCAUGCCCCCCCAGGGAGCCCUGAGGGAGAUCUCCCCAGUGUUCCUCUGUCGGAUCGGACAGGAGACGGUCCAGGACAUCGUGACGCGCACUAUGGAGAUCUUUCAGAUCACAAGAGCUACCCAGCUCCCCAAUGGUGUCACCCAGAGCCAGGCGAUGUACCAGGACCGCUUUGGGAAGCUCCAGGAACACCUACGGCAGCUCGCCCUGCUAUUCAGAAAGCUGCGGCUCCUGUACGAACGCUGUGUGGAGAUGACCUCUGACCUGCAGGAGGAGCCAUCAGAGCUUCUGCCGUACGUUGGAGAGGAGCUGGUUAAUGUCAAAGUGGAGCCCUGCAGUUCUGCUGUCAACCAGGAGAGAAAAGAGGUUCUGGAGAAGGUACGUCAGAAGAACCACGAGAUGAAGAUCCUGAUGGACCAGAUGAGGAACCUGCUGUGGGACGUCAACGCCAUGCUCACCCACAGGAAAUGAUAGCCUCGGCAGACCCACUGGUCUUUUUUAGGGGUCCAUUCCUCCUCGGACACACGGACUGGAUAAAAGGGAAGAGCGGGCGAAAUGAGCGGAUUUCUGUUUGGUUUUUAAAGACGGGGCCUCUCACUUAGGUUUACCUCCUUUUGCGUUGGCACUUCAUCGCUAAAACUCUCAGUUGACCCGACCUCUGGCGUUUAUUCUUUUUUCUUUGGAAAUUGUGGGUUGGUAAACUGUAUAGGAAAGGAUAAUACUCAAGGCAGCUGACAACAGUUUGACCCGUGCUCCACAACUGCUACUGUGUUCAUUCUGAUCCUCUUUCUCCCCUGGGUGCCGACCCGACAGCAGACACACUUAAAUUGAUCACAGGUUCAUUCUUCCAGUGCGACCACCGACGACCCCUGUGAACAUGAGCCAUCGGCCUUAUUGUGUUCCCUCAGUUGUAAAGAAUUCAAAUCAGCCCAUUGGCAGCUAUGUAUCUCAGGUGCCUUGUACAUAAGUGUGUGUGUGUGUGUGUGUGUGUGUGUGUGUGUGUGUGUGUGUGUGUGUGUGUGUGUGCGCGCACGCACACGUGAGCAUGUGUGGGUGCACAGGCCUAACGAGAUUAGCUUCCUGAGUGCUAGACAGCACACCUGUUUACCCUGAGGGCAGACAGAGACCUGCUUGGCUGCGUAUAUAUUUUUGUAAACUGUGGAACAAAAUGUAGUGCUAGGGGGUCAUUUUGUUUUUCUAUGAAAUAAACCCUUUUUCUUCCUUUUUUUUAAAAUGACAAAAUGUUUGAACGUGUGCUUCAAUCGUGCUUCUAGAGGCAACACUGGGCGGCUCAGAAUACGCA
This is a messenger RNA of Pungitius pungitius (ninespine stickleback), 1605 nucleotides long. RefSeq names its product Mediator of RNA polymerase II transcription subunit 30-like. Gene Ontology annotation, cellular component: mediator complex. Gene Ontology annotation, molecular function: transcription coregulator activity. The record is from RefSeq and is a predicted model, not a curated record. Bases 69 to 773 code for a protein of 234 amino acids. The transcript is spliced from 5 exons. Gene Ontology annotation, biological process: positive regulation of DNA-templated transcription. NCBI's taxonomy places the organism in Eukaryota, Metazoa, Chordata, Actinopteri, Perciformes, Gasterosteidae.